This is a messenger RNA of Fraxinus pennsylvanica, 624 nucleotides long. The record is from the annotation of a GenBank genome assembly. NCBI's taxonomy places the organism in Eukaryota, Viridiplantae, Streptophyta, Magnoliopsida, Lamiales, Oleaceae.
AUGGCUUCUGAAACGGCCCUCUACAAACUCUCCUCUGAUGACCUCAGCCCCAUGGCAGCCUCCCGCCACCACCUUUUUCAGUCACUCAGGGCUGUCAUUCCACAUCCUGCCACCGCCGCUGCUGUUGAAUCCUCUGGUGCUAAUCCUGCUGGAACAAAGUUGGGUCAUUCAAGAACUUCAAAAAGGUCUUCACUGUCCACCAAGGAUAGGCACACUAAAGUCAAUGGCCGAGGCCGCCGAGUGAGAAUACCGGCUUUGUGCGCCGCCCGGGUGUUCCAGUUGACGCGGGAACUUGGCCACCGCUCCGACGGGGAGACCAUUGAGUGGCUUCUCCGCCAAGCCGAACCGGCUAUCAUCGCCGCCACUGGCACCGGAACCAUCCCUGCUGACAACAUUUCCACCGCCCCCACCAUUCCUCUGUCCCGCUCCCGCGCUUCUGUUCAGGCUCCGCUGCUUCCAUCCCCGCCGCUGAGCUGUAGGCUGGACCUCGGCCAGUCGCCGCCGCCAAUGGGCUUCGAGUUUGAUCCCAAUGCGUAUCGCCACAUGCCAUUCACGGCUCUUCUACUGCAGCCUGCGGUGGAGGAGGCGGAAGAGAGGCAUCGUGGAGUAGUUGAGGAUCACUAG